Molecule: messenger RNA, 1841 nt
Organism: Setaria italica (foxtail millet)
Lineage: Eukaryota; Viridiplantae; Streptophyta; Magnoliopsida; Poales; Poaceae
Product: xyloglucan galactosyltransferase KATAMARI1 homolog
Exons: 1
Coding region: 81-1694 (537 amino acids)
Molecular function (GO): glycosyltransferase activity
Source: RefSeq, a predicted model, not a curated record
CAGACCCUCCCCAUACGGUAGCAAGCACCAUGUGCGUAGAAGUGGAAGACGUUUAGCGAUCUGUGCGAAAACUGCAAACCAUGGCUAGCCAGAUACAAACCGAUGAAGCCACGAAGCUCACCACCAGCUUCGAAGUAAACUUGCAGAAAGAUGCCGAGGGCGCCGCCGGCAAGCACAGCGGCGGCGGCGGCGUGCUCCGGCCUUCCCGGAUAUGCCACCUCGCCAUCCUCUCCACCGCCUUCUGGGCUUUCGUGUUCUUCCUGCACUACUCAAGCACUCAAGGCGACGGCGGAGGCGUGGCGUCCGUCCUCUUCAAGCAGGCGGCGUUCUCCCUUCCUCCCCUGCUGUCCGGCAACACAGCCGACCGCGGGCGCACUCCACCCGAGCAGCCGCCGCCGCCGUCGGCGCUCUCCGUGCAGGCACGGUCGCCGCCGGCGGUGGAAGCCGCGGCGCACUUGGACCGGAGCGCGACGGCGCCGCCGGGCGACCGUUGCGCGGGGCGGUACAUCUACAUGUACGAACUCCCGCCGCGCUUCAACGACGAUCUCGUCCGCGACUGCAAGAAGCUAUGGCGGUUCUACGACAUGUGCCCGCUCUUGGCCAACUCCGGCAUGGGCCGGCCGCUGGGCGACGAGGGCGGCGUCUUCUCCCCCCACGGCUGGUACGCCACCAACCAGUUCACGCUCGAUCUCAUCUUCCACGUCCGGAUGAAGGGCUACGACUGCCUCACCGGCGACCCGUCCCUCGCCGCCGCCGUGUACGUCCCCUUUUACGCCAGCCUCGACGGCGGGAGGCACAUGUGGAAUAGCACCUCGCUGCGUGACGCGCUCGGCGUCGACCUCGUCGCGUGGCUGGCAGAGCGCCCGCCGUGGCGCGCCAUGGGCGGCCGCGACCACUUCAUGGUGGCCGGACGGACCGCCUGGGACUUCCGGCGCUACGACGACGUCGACGAGCAGUGGGGCACCAAGCUGCUCAACUUCCCGGCCGUCCAGAACAUGACGGUGCUCGUCCUGGAGACCAGCCCGUGGCGCCGGGCCAACUUCGCCGUGCCCUACCCGACCUACUUCCACCCGGAGGCGGCCGCGGACGUCGCCGCCUGGCAGGAAAAGGUGCGCGGGGCGGAGCGCACGUGGCUCUUCGCGUUCGCCGGCGCGCCACACCCGUGGCAGCGCGAGACCGUGCGGCCGCAGAUCUUCCAGCAGUGCGGCGCGUCGAGCCGCUGCAAGCUCUUCCGGUGCAGCGGCAAGGGUGACGCCAACAGCUGCAAGUCGCCGGGCGCCGUGAUGCGCGUGUUCGAGAUCUCGAAGUUCUGCCUGCAGCCGCGCGGGGACUCGCUGACGCGGCGGUCCAUGUUCGACGCCAUCUUGGCCGGGUGCAUCCCGGUGUUCUUCCACCCCGGGUCGGCGUACACGCAGUACACGCUGCACCUGCCCAAGGAACCCAGCAGCUGGUCGGUGCUCAUCAUGCACACGGAGGUGAGCGAGCGGAACGUGAGCAUCGAGGAGAGGCUGAGCAAGAUCCCGCCGGAGACGGUGAAGGCGAUGCGGGAGGAGGUGAUCCGGCUCAUCCCGAGGGUGGUGUACGCGGACCCGACGUCGAGGCGCGUCGAUUUCAAGGACGCGUUCGACGUCGCGGUGGAGGCGGUCAUUGACCGGGUGGCCAAGCGGCGGCGGGGAGACGCCGACGCACGCUGAUGCACCGGCGGCUGGCUUGGCUUGCUGUCUCAUCGUCUGCCUUGCAUCUGCCCAAGGCUCUAGAGUCGCAUGACUGCACCCAUCAGCUGCCUUGUCAAAGUGUAAUCUUCGUUGUCCUGCACAUGAUUGAUUUCUUUGUCACGCAGA